Molecule: messenger RNA, 1924 nt
Organism: Magallana angulata
Lineage: Eukaryota; Metazoa; Mollusca; Bivalvia; Ostreida; Ostreidae
Product: cysteine-rich secretory protein LCCL domain-containing 2-like
Exons: 15
Coding region: 259-1782 (507 amino acids)
Source: RefSeq, a predicted model, not a curated record
GCACCGUCAUAAAUUCGCGAAGAAAAAAAUGCAACCAGUGUUGCGGAUCAGAAAUCAAGGAAAUUCCUUGUUGAUGAAAGUACAAAGGUUUCCUAAAUAACAGUUUAUCAACAGAUGUAUUGGAGCCUCUGGACAACUCACAAUUAUUUUCAUAAUUAAUUUCGAUCUUACUUGUGAUUUAUAUUCCGUGGUUUUGAGUGAAGUUGUAUUCCCCUUGGAACGUUUGCUGCAGAAAGGUACCGCUGAUACUGAGGAAGAAUGAGGCUGGUUCUCGUGUGUCUCCUCGUUGUUUUAUUACUGGAUUCUUCCCUUGGGAAACCAAAAUCACAAAAAGGAAAGAAGAAAGCUCCAAGACUAGAUUUCAAUGCGUUAUUUCGAUAUCUUCUGAAACAUUUUCCCGCUACUCCCAAUCUGAAGCAACUGUUCGGGAAACAACCGAAACCAAAUGCCCCGCCCCCCUCAGGGACAACUCCAGCUCCUGCAACGACUACAACACCUGAGAGCAAAAAAGACGUAACCACGUGCCGGGAGGAAUUCCGAGACAUACCUGGCCACACAAUGUGUAUGCCUGACAAUGUCAACGCGACACCCAAUCAGUGGGGAGUGUCCGAGACAGAGAAAAACGACAUCGUCAAGCAACACAACAUGCUGAGGGGGUCAAUCGAACCCACAGCCACCGACCUGCUCACCAUGAAAUGGGAUGAUCGUUUAGCUGAAGUUGCUGAAAAGUGGGCUAAACAAUGCGUCAAUCAGCAUGACAAAGUCCGAAGUAUUCCGACGCUAGGUUCUACGACUGUCGGGCAGAAUGUGGCCGGGGGACAGCCAAAUUGGACGGUAGCCAUCCAGGCCUGGUGGGACGAGAUACACCUGUGGAAAUACGGACCGGAACCGGACACCUAUCUAGGAUACAACGGGUGGCUUAAGGUUGGCCACUUCACACAGAUGGCACAGAAUGGAACCUAUUUGGUAGGGUGCGGGUUUGCUGUUUGUGAAAACGAAUAUUACAAGCAUUAUUACGUCUGUAAUUAUGCCGCUGGGCAGUCGGACUUGGGUAAGCCGUAUACACUGGGAGAACGCUGUAGUAAGUGCCCCAAGUUCUGUAAAGACGGUCUUUGCGACUGUGGAGACAAAAAGUGCAAUAAUGGUGGAACUCUAAAUCCUGAAACUUGUGAAUGUGAAUGUAAGAAAAUCUUCUUUGGACCUUCAUGCGAUAAACUCGUUUGUCCGGAAGAAGACUUGUGGAUUUGUGGGAGAACAUGGACCCCCGAUCUGUGUGAUAAGUUCGGCAACCUUCCUUAUGACUGUCCCUAUAUGUGUGGGACGUGCAAAGCAUCUGACGCAAUCAAGGCGAAGGAAACGAGCAUUUCUAAGUCUGGAUUUACAUCUACACACGGCUGUAAAUAUUCUGGAAAAAGAGCUAGCGCAGAGGAGUGUAAGAAGUACGGGGAGAAUGGACAGGACAAAUCUAUGUGCGACAGUAGGGGCGGAACCGUCACCUGUAAGCAGUGUGACCAGUUCUCCAACGUCAGGUCGGAAAUGUGUCCCGUAAUGUGCGGGCUGUGUGACCCUCCAUGUAACGGGAAAGUAUGCAGCAACGGAGGAACCCUAGACUCAGAGACGUGUGAGUGCGCAUGCGCUCCACCAUACCAGCCACCAACUUGUGAUGAAGCCGAUUGUAGCAAGCCCGACAACAAAGCCUGUCCGGCCUGGCCGAAAGACUAUUGUUCCAAGUAUGCUAAUGUCCCAGAGAAGUGUCCCAAGAAGUGUGGAAUCUGUCCCUAGUGAAGGAGACUUAUUCGUCAGUGACGAAGUCACAAUUAUACAUGCUGCUCCUUUAUGUUGAAGAAUUUUUAAAGUUAUAUCGCACAAUUUGAUGUUUUGUAUCGUUGAUUGUAGAUGUUUAAUAAAAUAUAACAGAUAAGCA